UAGAAUAUUUCUUUGAAACACUGACGACAAACAUAGUAGCACGCGAAAGUAUCUUCUUCUUGUACAAAUUUUAUUUCAAAAUAUAUAAUGAAGAGAUUUCUUUUUUUAUUUUUCCUUAACGGAUUUGCUUUUGGAAAUGAAAUUAUACAAAAUAUCUUGAAUGUUAAUUCAAAUAACACAUUUUCGGGACAUCCCUUUUUGGAAGCUAUUACUAGUAUUUAUUUUGACCACAGAUUAGAGAGGGUUAAGGAAAUUUGCGUUGAAAAUGGCGGGGAGAAUGCAUUUGAGGAAUUGGAGAAAAAUACCGAAGAUUUGAAAAAAUGUCUUGAGGCAAUUCCUUUACCUGCAGAAAUGGAAUUACCAUCAAAAGUUUGUCCUGAAAAAAUUCUAAAAUUACGGUCUUGUUUUGAUGAAGCCAAAAAUAAAAUAAACGUUUGUGAAAGAAAAGAGGAGAAGUUUUUGACCGAUUAUUUGGCUGAUUCUAUAACUGCUAUGCUUCAUUAUGGUUGUCACGAAUUGGUACCAUUAUUAAAUGAAUUAACAAAAUGUAUGGAAGGAUUGGAUUGCUUGGCAUAUUUUAUUCAGGAACGAAAUCGUUCCGUUAAAGAAAAUAUGUUUUCUUGUAUGAAGGAAGCCCAACAUAAAGAGAUACCUGAGCCAUAUUUUUCUAAGGAAAGGUAUUGUAAGAGAGUGACCGAUUCUAAGGAUUGUGCAUUAGAUUUGGUAGAAAAAUGGUGUAAAGGUAACAAAUUGACAAAAGAUUUUAUUGUUGGACUG
This is a messenger RNA of Agrilus planipennis (emerald ash borer), 777 nucleotides long. RefSeq lists its product as uncharacterized. The record is from RefSeq and is a predicted model, not a curated record. NCBI's taxonomy places the organism in Eukaryota, Metazoa, Arthropoda, Insecta, Coleoptera, Buprestidae.